Messenger RNA from Cuscuta epithymum, 8449 nucleotides. The record is from the annotation of a GenBank genome assembly. NCBI's taxonomy places the organism in Eukaryota, Viridiplantae, Streptophyta, Magnoliopsida, Solanales, Convolvulaceae.
UUCUUCUUCCACCAUUAUACAUUCCUACAACUUUGAACAAUAUUGGGGCAUUAAUUAGAGUAGGUCUAGGCGUGAGGAAAAUUCAAACACGGAGGUAUUUGGAUUCGUACACGUACCAUCCGCCAUAGUCUAGACACUCGAGGUCUCCACGAUUCCAUAUAACUUGGUUAUAUAUAUUUAUGUUUCUUAUGAAAGGUAUUAUUAUUAACAUCCGAAUUUUGCUAUAUUAUAUUGAUAUGUGUUUAUUUGUGCUAUAUAUGAUGUCAAAAUCCUAUUUUUAAUUCAUGUAAAAUCUUUGACCUACACGUAUACUACUAUGAUUUAUUGUAGGAAUGGUGUCAAUAUAUACUUACAUAAUACGAAGUAUGUUCCACUUUUCUUUAAAAUGUUUCAUACCGACCAUAUUUAAAAGGAGUUUCAUCAUCUUAGAUUAUGAAAUUUUGUUACUACGUAUUAUAAUCCGGUUAGCUCGAUAUUUUAACCCAUAAAAACCCUUAAAGAGAACAAAUGCAAUAAUAUGAACUGAAUUUAGAGCAAUAUUGUUAGAGUAAGAGCCCCUUUGCCAUAUAUUUCCAUGUAUGGUAAAGCUUUGCAUUGUGAUUAGACUCCAAUCCUAUACUAUUUGGGGAUCCAGCAAAAUUAUACGCAACCCAUCAUGUCGUGAAACCCAACCACCCAACCUCUUGGGGUGGCAUAGAUUUCUCGGUACGGUCAUGUUUUCCUGUUUCCAAUGAUAUGAAAGAGAUUUCAUGUGUUUCGCGGAAGAAGAUAAAAGACAGUGUCGGAGGGCCUCCUAGCCUUACUAUUCCCCGCAUUUGCUCAGUGAAGUCGUACAGCUCAACUUCGAGAUGGAGGAUUAUGCUUUCAUAGUUUGAAUUCUACUCUCCAGGCCAGGCCAUCACCUGGAACUCAACGCAAUCAUCUCACUAAAAAUCAUUAACCCCCUAAUGCUGAAAGAAAUUGAAAGAGGGUGUUCUUGAUGUGUGGUGAAUAAUGUUUGAAAGGAUUUCUUUUUAGUUUAAAUAUACAUUCACUCAGGGGCAAAGUCAAAACACUCGGUCGAACUGGGCUGAUAUGAAGGAUAUUUUUGAAGAAAAAAAAUUACACGAAAUUUUUUACAAUAAAAAUAUAACCAUUUUUAAAUUUGGAGUGGACCAUGACCCGGGUUGCCCCCUAACUACGCCCUUGCAUUCACUCCUUAUAAACCAUCUUCAAACUAAAGUCUAAAAUGCAAUUACUUUUAAAGUCUCAUCUCUUUCUUUUAUAUGUCACUUGACGAAGUACCUGUGUGAUGCACGGGUAGUCUACAGUAGACUAACAACUUAUUAAUGGUACUUACUAUGCAAUUAUAUAGAAAAAAAGAUCAUUAGUGGAAUUUAUAUGUUGUAACUUUGAUUAUACAGUUAUACUUAUAAUUGUAGCUUGCAGGAAAAAGAAAGAUGUAGGUCAUAUAAAAAUGAGAAAAUUGCCAUGGCUAAGACAAAAACAUAGACUUUUUCCCAAAUUAGGAUUUAAUGUUUGGUUUUCCCUAAAUAGGACUAACCUCACCUGCAGGGGCGGAGCCAGACUUUAGUACUAGGGGGGGGCGAAAUACAACAUGCAUUGAAAAAUUAUAUAUAAAAUAUAUUUUAUUAAAGAAAUUAACAAUUUUUUUAAAGAACAAAAACUACUUGAAAAACAGUUCAAAUCAUCAUCUAUAUUAACUUUAAUCAAUUUAGCCAAAAAAACAACUGUAAUUCUACUUAUAUUGAUUUAUUACACACUUUAGUGUGCAAAUAAAAAUCUACGUCUUUUAUAUUAAAAAAUUGGAUGACGUGGUAAGACUUAGAACAUUUAAACAAUAAUGGUUAUCUAAAAAACAAACUAGCUAAGAAAAAAUAUAAUGGCUUCUCCUAAGUUGUACUGCAUGUGCCGCUAGAAGUAUGCCGGCGGCCUUCGAUAAUGAGAAUGAGAAUUGAAUGGCUUCGAUCAACGACCAGAAGAACUUCGUUUCCUAUGGGCUAUGGUGGAAUACUAGGGCCUAUAUAUGGGGGGGGGGGGCAAAAAAAAUUGUCAUAUAUAGUAAUGUAAAAAAAAACUUGGGGGGGGGGGGGGGCAAUGGCCCCCUUACCCAUCAACGUACCUCCGUCCCUGCUCACCUGUUUUACCCCUAAUUUUAUUUAAUUAAUUAAUUGAUCUAAAUAAUUGCCCCCCUUAAUUGAUCUAAAUAAUUAGAUUGAAAGUUUUCCAAAGUUACCUCAAAUCUCUCUUGGUCGGAUUCCUCGUCAGAGAUAGCCAUAAGACAUAGACCUGAAUGGUUGGAGUUCUUAUCACUUUCUUCGUCCUCAUCAUCGGAUGAGUCUCCCAGGCUGCCAUCAUUGCCUUCUUGAGAUCUCUAUUAAACCCUUUAUCUUCUCUAAACCUCCAGUUGGAACUUGACUUGUUCUUGUCAUAGAUUCAUUCAUUUUUCUUUUGUGGACAGUCUUUAGCCCUGUGCUCAAAAGAACCACAAACAAAACAACCUUGGUUAUUAAAAGAUUGAGUGUUCUUUUUACCUUGUUUCUUCCGGUUGUUUUUGAACCGUCGGUACAUCUUCCCGAAUUGUUUUGCAAACAAGCUCAUCUCAUCUUCCGAUUCACUUUCAAAUUCUUCCUCCUCUUCUCGAGCUUUUAGAGAUAUUCCUCUCUCUCGCCUCACAUUCUCGGCAUCCUGUUCUUCUUGAAGUCGUAAUCAGGGGCGGAGUCAGGACACUGGGCCAGACUAGGCCGGUACAAAGAAUAGUUUUAGGAAAAAUUUUACCCAAAAUUUUUUACCUUAAAAAUUAAGCCAUUUUUAAAAUUUGGGGUGGACCAUGGCCUAGGUUGGCCCACUCCUAGCCCCGUCCAUGGUGUAACUCAUAUGUCAUGAGUGAACCAGUCAAGUCCUCGAGAGUCAUGGUGGAUAGGUCCCUUGCGUCUUCUAUUGUUGUGGUUUUAGGCUUCCAGGCUAAGGGCAAACUCUUCAUGAUCUUUCUGACUUGAUCUUCUACCGAGAUAACCUUUCCAAGGGCUGAAAGCUCAUUGAUGAUAUUAGUAAAACGUGAAAUCAUAUCCCUAAUUGACUCUUUAGAUUUCAAUACGAAUAAUUCGUAAUUACGCAUAAAUAUGUCAAUUUUAGAUCUUUUUACACAUGAGGUACCUUCAUGAGUAACCUCGAGGAAAUCCCACAUUUAGUUUGCAGACUUACAUCCUAGAACCCGGUUGUGUGCUUUUCCUCCCCUAGCGCUGCUUAGGGUUUUGCGCCGCCGGUAGGCUUUGCCGGUUUCCUUCUUUAAUUUCGUUCGUUACUUUACCGCUUUUCUUAUCAUGGCAAGUUCUUCAUCGCCGCUUGAAGACCUCUAUUCUAAAUUGAACAUCGACGAGGAAGAAGAUGAGGGCGUGGACGUGGGCGGUACGUAUGAGACAGAGGAAACAGGGGCUCAUGUGCUGACGGCGGUGGGCAGGAUUCUCUCCGAUCGACCGGUGAAAUUUUCUUAUUUUAAGGAAACGAUGACCAAUGUUUGGAGACCUGGGAAAGGUCUGAGUAUGCGUGACCUGGGAGAGCAAAAAUUUCUGGUGCAAUUCUAUCACGAGUAUGAUAUUCGUAGAGUAAUUGACGACGGCCCUUGGUCUUUCGACCGGAACCUACUGAUUUUGAGGCGGCUCGGCUCGUUUGAAAGUCCACUCCAAUGCUCCCUCACGCAAGCUGCCUUCUGGAUCCAGGUACAUAAUAUCCCGUUGAGUUUAAUGACACCGAGGGUAGCAGAAUUGAUUGGAAAUCAUGUGGGUGAGUUUAUUUUUGCCGAUGAAGAGAAUUUUAAGGGCCCUGUAAAAAUUUUCAUGCGUGUGCGUGUACUGCUUGAUGUUAAUAAGGCUUUGAAACGUCGGAUGAAACUUCUUCGUGGGAUGGACUGGGUGUGGGUAGACCUUCGAUACGAAAGGUUGCCAACUUUUUGUUUUAUUUGUGGUAAAUUGGGUCAUUCUGACCGCUAUUGUCCAGCACAUGUUGUGGGGGAGAUAAGGGAGUUGGCAAAGCCGUAUGGUACAUGGAUGCGGGCAGGUGGGCGGAGGCUUGAUGGUGGAGGUAAUCCAUGGUCAUAUCCGGAACAGGGGGAGAGGGAGGGAAGAAAGAAUACAGAGACGGAGGAGGGGCUGGGCGAUCAAGGUGGGGAAAAGAAAAAUGAGAGGGCAGGGGGUUUUGACCAGGGAGAUGGAGGGGGUGUAGGGGAAAGGGACGAAGUGGGUAAAAACUGGGCAGUAGGUGGGUGUGAGCUCUCUGGAGGAGGAGAAGGGAUGAGUGUGGGGGCUGGGAAAAGAAGAAGGGUGCAGGAGGAGGGAUUAAAAGGCAUGAUGGGGCUGGAAAAUAAAGAAGAAGAACGUUUGUCAAAAAACGGAUGUGGGGCGGGUGCUGCUUCGCAGGCCCGCCAGAAAUCAUGAGUGCCCUAAGUUGGAACUGUCGGGGGCUUGGCAACCCAUCGACAGUUCAGGUUCUAGUGGAUAUUAUCCACUCUAAGAGGCCGACGAUCGUUUUUCUUAUGGAAACGAUAUCAAAAAGUGAUAAAAUCAAUGCUGUUCAGAGGAAGUUGGGCUUUCAUAAUUCUUUUUGUGUUGAUUGUGUGGGGCACAGCGGAGGUUUAGCUUUAUUCUGGGGCGACGGGGUGGAGGUGGAUAUUAUUGGCUCGAGCGCUCAAUAUAUUGAUACUUUUAUUACACUAGAGGCAGGUGAUUCUCCUUGGCGAUUCACAGGUUUUUAUGGGUGUCCCGAGCGUGCAAGACGGAAAGAAUCUUGGAGUAUAUUACGACAACUCAGCUCCGUGUCAGAUCUUCCUUGGCUUGUCAUGGGCGACUUCAAUGAUAUUAUGUUUCAAAAUGAGAAACGGGGGAGAAUUCCACAACCGGGGUGGUUGAUCCAGGGCUUUAGAGAAGCGGUUUGGGAAAGUGGUUUGGCUAGUUUUCCGUUCGAGGGCUAUCAAUUCACUUGGGAGAGGGGGAGAGGCACCUCUAAUUGGGUGGAGGAAAAGCUGGAUCGUAUUCUCGUCUCUAGCACUUGGGAGGAAUUUUUUGAUGAGGCGGUGGCAGUAUCUUUAGAGGGUGCGCCUAGUGAUCAUCUUCCUUUAUUUAUUAAAUUCCAGCGGGGUGCUCAGGUUAAUCAUCGGAGACGUUUUAAAUUUGAAAAUAUUUGGCUCCGGGAAGGAGAGUGCAGAGAGGUGGUGGAGAAUAGUUGGGCUAUCGGUAGAGGUGGGGGCAUUUUGAAGCAAGUGGAGAUUUGUGGGAAGGAGAUCGGUAGAUGGGGGGCUGCCAGAAAUAAAGGGAUAGGAGCUCGAAUUGAUUUUUGCAGACGGCGACUUCAGUACCUUCGGGGCAGAAAUGAUGAUUUUUGUGUGGGCGAAUUCUGUAAAGUCAGGUGUGAAUAUCUUGAACUACUUGAGAGGCAGCAACGUUUUUUGCAGCAACGGGCAAAAGUGUAUUGGCUACAGGAAGGGGAUUCAAACACUAAAUUUUUUCAUAACGCUGUCAAGCAGAGAAGAAGGAAAAAUAAAGUGGAGGGUUUUAGGAUGGAGGGGGGAAGAUGGGAGAAAGAUAGGAAGGAGAUUGGGCGCAUCGUGGAGGAUUAUUUUACUAAUAUUUUUUCUUCUGUGCAGGGAAUUUCGGAACCUAUUAUCUAUAGUAUUGAACAUAAAGUUACAGAUGUUCAAAAUUGUCAGCUCUUGCUUCCCUUACGCAUGGAGGAGGUGAAGGAAGCCCUUUUCUCUAUGCACCCAGACAAAUCUCCAGGCCCUGACGGGAUGAGCCCAGGUUUUUACCAGCAUUUUUGGGAUCUUGUGGGGCAGGAUGUGACGGCCUUUUGCCAGCAAAUGUUUAGUACCGGUUUUAUUCCUGAAGGAUUAAAUCAUACCAAUAUUAUUUUAAUUCCUAAAAAGACAGGCCUGAAACUAUGGCUGAUUGGAGACCAAUUUCUCUGUGUAAUGUCUUGUUUAGAAUUUUUUCAAAAGUUCUGGCUAAUAGAUUGAAGAAGUUUUUGGGUUACAUGAUCUCUCACAAUCAGAGUGCUUUUGUUCCCGGAAGAUCAAUAGUUGACAAUAUAAUGAUUGCUUUUGAGGCUCACCAUUAUCUUAAACGUAAAAGACAGGGCAUUGAUGGCUACAUUGCCCUCAAACUUGAUAUGAGCAAAGCCUACGAUCGAAUUGAAUGGAAUUUUCUGGAGGCGGUCCUUGCUAGACUCGGCUUUGAUGGCAGAUGGGUCUCCAUGAUUAUGCAAUCGGUGAAAACGGUGACCUAUUCUAUUCCUUUUGAUGGGUCUGAAUUGGGACCUGUGAUACCACAUAGGGGUCUCAGACAGGGAGACCCACUCUCUCCUUAUUUGUUUAUCCUUGUAGCGGAGGGACUGAGCGCUCGUUUGAGACAAGAAGAGGCAGCGGGUAGACUACAUGGUGUGUGUGUAGCUAGAGGAGCUCCCCGUAUUUCACACUUACUAUUUGCAGAUGAUUGUUUUUUAUUCUUUAAGGCUUCUCAUGAUGAAUGCUCAAUUGUCAAGACAGUUCUAGAAGAUUAUGAGGUGGCUUCAGGUCAGGUUAUUAAUUAUAAUAAAUCAACCAUCUCCUUUAGCGCAAACAUCAGUUCUGACCGGCGGGAGGGUUAUCGGGAGAUGUUCAGCGUUCAACCGAUGGAAACAGGGGCUAAAUAUCUUGGGCUUCCCUCUCUUGUAGGUAGAAGCAAAAGGGAAGUUCUGGCUUUCAUAAAAGAAAGGAUUGUUAAGCGGAUUAGUUGUUGGAAUCACAAAUUUUUGUCUAGAGCUGGGCGUGAGGUUCUAAUCAAAACAGUUCUUCAGGCCAUGCCGAGUUAUGCCAUGAAUGUCUUCCUUUUUCCUAAAGAUAUGUGUACUGAGAUCGAGAGAAUCAUGAAUGGGUUUUGGUGGAAAGGGCAUUCUAGUACAGGAAUUCGGUGGACAGAUUGGGAAAGAUUGUGUGUCCCAAAAAAAUAUGGGGGGAUGGGUUUCAGAAGGCUCCAUGAUUUUAAUCUUGUUAUGCUGGGAAAACAGGUGUGGAGACUACUGACAGCACCAGAUUCGUUGCUCUCCAAGGUGUUUAAGGCCAGGUAUUUUCCCCGAUCUUCUUUCAUAGAGGCGAAAAUUGGAGGAUCUCCAUCCUUCAUUUGGAGGAGCAUCAUGGAAGCAAAACCUGCCAUUAUUAAUAAUUUCAGAUGGCGCAUAGGAAAUGGCAAGUCAGUGAAUAUCUGGAGGGAUCCUUGGCUUCCGGAUAGAUCUUACCCUAAGCCUGUUUCUCAGGUUAUUCAGGGGUUAGAGGAGACUAAAGUGGAGGGCCUGAUUUCAAAUGGAAAUCGAGAAUGGGAUAGGGACCUAGUUUUUGAAUUGUUCAAUCCGCGGGAUAUGAGCCUUAUUUUGGGGUUACCUUUGAGCCAGAGGGAUGUGCCAGACCGGAUUUUUUGGCCUUUGGAAGACAAGGGUAAUUUCUCGGUUAAAAGUUGUUACCGUGCUCUUGUUGGGGAGGUUAAUAGCUCAGGGCAUAAAGUCAAUUGGACUAGCAUGUGGAAAUUUGAUAUUCCCCCGAAGGUGAAGUCUUUCUUCUGGCAAACGUGUGCGGGCCAUCUUCCUACCGCGGAUAAGCUUUUGAAACGGAGGGUGGCUUGUCAGUCAAUAUGCCCGGUGUGUUCACAGGAGGAGGAGACCCUCUUACAUAUUUUCGGGUCAUGUCACAAAGCAUUACAAGUUUGGAGCUUCUCACGGUGGCAUAUCCCGGUUAGUGCAGGAACUUCUUUUAAUGAAUGGGUGGAGCAUGUUUUUCGCACCAGAGAUGUAGAACAGUGUAGUUUAUUUGUCAUGCUUCUAUGGAGCAUUUGGAAGGCUAGGAAUGUCAAAGUCUGGGAGCAGAAGGAGGUGACAGUGGAAGGCAUUGUGUCUGAAGCCAAGGCUUUUUGGGAAGGUUGGCGUAGAGCUCAGGAGGGUGUUUUUCGGACAAGCCAACAACAUGGAGGUGUGAUGAGCUGGAAACGACCGGAGGAGGGCCGUUUGAAGCUUAAUACAGAUGCUUCGGUUUUGCCUGGUAAUAUUAGCGGGUUGGGCUGGGUUGUUCGCGAUAGUGGAGGUUUUUUUGUCGCAGGAGGUGUGAAUACUUGUCACGGAUGUUCCCCAGCGGUGGCCGAAGCUCUAUCCAUAAGAGAGGCACUAAGCUGGUUGAAACAACAGGGAUGGGAUAAUAUUGAUGUUGAAUCAGACUCUAUUCAGAUUAUUAGCAGAAUCAAAUCGGGGUCAGAUGACUCCUUACCAGGAUUAAUUGUGGAAGAUAUUAGAGAUAUUUCUUCUGGCUUUACCAGCAUUUCCUUUUCUCACGUGAAGCGGUCUGCGAAUCGAGUGGCCCAUGAUCUUGCUCGGGCUGCUGUUUCUAUGUCUGAUCGCUAUAUUUGGAUCUAUACUAAUCCUCCUUGUAUUACUUAUU